This is a messenger RNA of Ambispora leptoticha, 858 nucleotides long. The record is from the annotation of a GenBank genome assembly. Lineage: Eukaryota; Fungi; Glomeromycota; Glomeromycetes; Archaeosporales; Ambisporaceae.
UUUCAAGUAGUAAAAAAGAACGAGAAUUAUUAAAAGGAAUUAAUUUAGAAGAGUUAGUGAACGAGCAAAUUAAAAAGUUAUUAGAACUAGUAAAAGAGUGGCAAAAUAAAGGUUUUACUUACGAAACUACUAAGGAUGAAUUAACUUUAACGACCGAAGAAGCUUUAAAUCAAGGCAAUUUAGAUUAUUUAAGAGAGCAGUUUGCUAAUUCCCAGAAAACUAAUAAUAAAACUGCUUCUCGUUACGAUAAUUUACUGGAUAAUCUAAAUAAAGAGGAAGCUGAACGACAGCGUAAAAAACAGGAAAGAGAAGUAGCUAAAAAGCAAUUGGAGGAAGCCGAAAGGAAAAGAAGAGAACAAAAACUUACUGAAAAGGAUAGAAAACUUAAAGAAGAUGAGGAAAGGCGGAAAAAAGAAAAAGAAUUAGCCGAGAAAGAAGAGCAAAAAAGGCGAGAAGCCGAGGAAGCCAGGCAAAAAGCACUCCAAGAAGAACAAGCCAGAAUUUUCUCUACUAAGUUGAAAAAUAUUGAAGAAGCCAAAAAAAGAGCUGAAGAAGCCUUAGAAAAUCAAAAAAAAGCCAAUGAAUUAGCGGAAAAGAAAAAGCGUGAUGAGAUAGAAAAGUUGGAAAAAGAAAACCAAGUUGAACAGGAAAGACUGGCUAAUCAGGCUAAACUUAUUGAGGAAGAAAAACAAAAAAAAUUGGCUGCGAUUGCUUUAGAGGAUACCGAACAACGACAGAGAAUUGAAAGAGAAGCCAAUGCUGAAAAAGCUCAAAAACAAGAAAGGCAAAUUGAAUUAGAGAAAACCCAACGAGAAAUUGCUUUACAAAAUACUUUAGCCCAAGAAUUAAGAGAACUUG